AUGUACAGCAUCCAUCCUCACAGUAUUUCAUACGAGAGACCUCUUUAUUCAAGUUUAUAUGACGUGAAAUUGUUAACAUUCAAAGUAGUUCGUAAUAAAGAAUCGAAAACGGACUAUGAAUAUAUUAAAAUUACGAAUAAUGAGACACUUGAAUAUCUAAAACAACGAGUUAUUGAGAGAUUACAUUUGUAUCCUCUAAAUUCGAACAACAUACGUUUAAUGGUAUUUAAUGCUUAUACCAAUUCUUGGAUCAACGUGAGAAAUAUUGACAAAAACGAAAAAAUAUCAGAUUUACAUUUAUCUGAUAGUGAUUAUAUUAGCUAUACAGUAUUAGACGUAAAAUCUGAUCAAUUGUCAACAAAUAAUUUUCGAUUAUCCGACUGGACAAUUUCUUCCAUGGAAAAGAAAUUGACAUUUAAACUUUUUCGGAAAACUGUUAUUAAUCUCGAUUAUACACUACUAAUUAAUAUAUCGACAAUGUCAACAAUCAAACAAUUAAAACAAAAAUCACAUGAAAAAUUGUAUUUAUAUUCUACAGAUUUUGAUUUAACUCUGUUUGUUUAUGAUGAUGAUAAUAAACAGUGGAUAAAAUUUGAUUCUGCUCUAGAUGAUUGUACAUUGGAAUUAUUAGAUUUUAAAGACUAUGCAUGUAUUAGUAUUCAAUCAGAGAAUGAUCGUACAAGUUUAGACUCAAAAAUUUGUAAUAAUCAGAGUUAUACACCCGGUCUAUGUGGUUUAAUAAAUAUGGGUAAUACAUGUUAUAUGAAUAGUGCACUACAAUGUUUAAGUAAUAUACCACAAUUAACAGAUUAUUAUCUAAAUUUUACAUUAAAUAAUGAUGAACAAUCUGUUUCCAAUGUUUAUUAUAAAUUAAUAAAACAAAUGUGGUCCGGUGAAUAUUCAUUUAUAACACCAAAACAAUUAAAAGAAGUUGUUAGUCAACAUGCAUCAAUAUUUACGGAUUAUAGACAAAAAGAUGCACAAGAAUUUAUGAAUGUUUUACUCAAUGUUCUUUAUCAAGAACAAUCAGUAUCUAUAAUUGAUCAAUUAUUUUAUGGUCAAAUAUUAUCUACUGUUACAUGUUUAAUGUGUGAAUCAAAAGAAACAAAACAAGAAUUAAUUACAUUUUUACCAUUAUGUAUUAAUAAUAAACAAACAUUUGAAAUUAAUUAUUAUCAAUUUAAUGGUCAAUACAAACAAAUAUUUAUUGAUAUAUCAAUUCAAUAUUCUACAACAAUAUCACAUUUAAUUGAUCAAUUUAUUCGUGAUUAUGAUUCAAGUUUAGAUAAAGUUCAAUUAUUACCAGUAAAAUUAAAUGACAAUAAUAUUAUAAACAAUUAUUACUCAUUUGACUCUUUAACAAAUAUUACUGAUAAUCGAAUUUCUCUAUUACAAUUACCAUUAAUAAUUGAUAAAUUGAAUCAGAAAUAUAUUCCUUGUUUAUUUAUUAAUACUAAUACAAAUAAACCAUUUCGUCCACUAAUAAAAUUAUUAGGAGAAUAUACUAGUUAUGCAAUGGGUUUCAAAGAACAAAUAAACAGAUUAUUAAAUCAUUUAGUAGAUAUAAUUGGUAAUUCUAAAGAUGAAUUUAAACUACAUUGGUUAGAUUGGAGAGAUAGAAAACAUGAUUUAAAAUUUAAUGAGAAUGAAAAUGAUAUUCUACUUCGAUUAGAUAAAAUUACAAUUGAAAUUGAUGAUUCAUCGGCAAAAAAGUAUGCAUUGAAACAAGGCGAAAAUAUUAGAUCAUCAUUACUACCAUCAUUAUCAUCAUCAUCGUCGUCUUCUACAUGUUUAACACUAGAUAAACUAUUACAAAGAUUUUUUAAAGAAGAUCUUCUUAGUGGUGAUUGUUAUUGUUCACAUUGUACUAAGGCAACUUUAUGUAAACAAAAAAUUGAACUAUGUUUACCAUUACCACCGGUUGUUAUCAUACAAUUAAAACGAUUCACAUACGAUGAAUAUUCAAGUGGAAAAGUUGAUACAUUUAUUCAAUAUCCAAUUCAAAAUUUAAAUCUUAAUCAUUAUCUUACACAAGAAAUUAAUAAUGAUGGCGUUUUCUAUGAUUUAAUUGCUGUUUUAAAUCAUACAGGAGAUUUAUCUUUUGGUCAUUAUGUUACAUAUGCAAAAAAUAAUCGUACACAACGAUGGUAUUCGUUCAAUGAUGAUUAUGUACAAGAAAUUGAGGAAAAUAGGGUGAUUACGAAAAAUGCCUAUAUUUUAGUCUAUGUCAAACAAAAAUCAAAAUCUUGA
Molecule: messenger RNA, 2250 nt
Organism: Didymodactylos carnosus
Lineage: Eukaryota; Metazoa; Rotifera; Eurotatoria; Philodinida; Philodinidae
Source: the annotation of a GenBank genome assembly